This is a messenger RNA of Octopus sinensis (East Asian common octopus), 345 nucleotides long. RefSeq names its product protein GVQW3-like. The transcript has a single exon. NCBI's taxonomy places the organism in Eukaryota, Metazoa, Mollusca, Cephalopoda, Octopoda, Octopodidae. The coding region runs from base 1 to 345 and encodes 114 amino acids. The record is from RefSeq and is a predicted model, not a curated record.
AUGGUCAGUACAAUAGAUGACGAUCAAGAUUUAUCAACAGUGGAAAACGGGCAGCUGAGGGGAAGGGAGAGUCUUGUAGCUGACUCAAGGUCUGGAAGUCCUGCAACUGCCACCACCGAGGAAAAUAUUGAUUGUAUUCACCAUAUGGUGAUGGAUAACAAGCGACUGACUAUAGAUCAAAUACCUAAUGUUAUUAGCAUUUCAUGUGAGAGAAUUGAGAAUAUUCUACACAAUGAACAUGGCAUGACGAAGGUUUCUGCUCGUUGGGCACCAUGUCUUGUGACACCUGAUCAAAAGAGCCCUAGUCUAAUCAAAUCACUGGAAUAUCUGAUAUUGUUUGGCUGA